GCGCGCGCUGUUCAAAACACAGAGCGGUCUCGCGCGCAGCAGACACAGCCCAACCGCCAACUUUAAAUUAACUUUAAAUUAACUUUAUAUUCACUUUAAACCAACUUUAAACCAACAUUUACGGGUUUAUUUACCACGACACAACCGUGCUCGGUGAGGUUUGUGAAAGAUGAUGCCGACUACCACCAGGAAGAGAAAGCUCUCCUCUCUGGACUCUGACAGUCACCCGGCCAAGAAGGGAGUGAGGGAGGAGAUGUCGCCCGUGAAGAGGAGAUCCCCCCGGAAGAGGCCAGUCGGUCGCCCGGAAAAGGAGAACUGUGCCUCGCCACAGAAAUCCCCACGUAGACCUACAGCUGUAUCACCCUGUAAGUCUCCCUUCAAACCAUCCAUGGUUACGAGCUCCUUCUAUGGCAAGAAGAAGUCCAUCUAUCUCACACCACUAGAGAGGAAGGCGAUCAAGGAGUCUCUGCCGUCUCCUCCGUCUCCCCCUCCUCUUCCUUCCCCUCCUUCCCAGGAGAAGAAGAAGACAAAGAAGAACGUUAAAGGAGUCAGAAAGCCAAAGAAGGCGGCUGCGGGGAAGAUGACCAUCCACAGCUAUACGACCGCUUCAAGGACGAUAAAACUGCCUAAACUGAACAGCAGCAGUAACGCUGCCAAACCGCUGCCUACUGUGACGGCUGCUCCCGCCGGAAGCACCAAGCCGACAGAGUCCAAGAAAGCGAUCACCAUCACUUUCAGCAGCCUGAAGCCCAAACCCAAGAUCUUUGUAGGAGCCGCUUUCUUCGGGACGGGGAAGAAACCGACGUCCAUGUACAAGAAAUCUGCACCAAAAUCCUCAACCAGGCCGGCUUCAGUCCCGGUGAAGAACAAAGCCGUCCUGCCACAGACAAAGAGUGAGAAGUCAAAGCCGCCUGCUCCCACGAUGAGCCAACAGCAGAAACCUCCUGCACAGACCCUCGUCCAGCAGGUCGAGGCAGAAGAGAAGCAGCCGAUCACCAAACAGAGACCAAAGUUUGAUCCGUCAGACUGGAUGGACGAGCAGCCUGAAACUCCACAGCAGCCAUUAAGCUCUCCUAAACUGCUGUCAGAGAAAUACGGGAUCACCAGGCAGCUGAGGAUUGUGUUGACAAGAAGUCCAACCUCGAGUUCUGCAUCCAUAGAGUCCCUCAUUACCCGGGAUGUUUCUCCGACAGACGAUGUCUCUGAGCCCGUCUUUGACCUGAGUGAUAUAAGUCCCACCGGUGCUGCUGCCAGCCCACCCAAAGAAUCUGCAGCGGUGUAUCCCAUCUUUGGCUCCGCCUCCAAGAGGUUAAGGAAAGCUCUGCAGUCCCCAGUGUCCUGCAGCACCCCCUCCGGCCAGACAACGUCACUGCAGACUGUCUCUUCAGCCAAAGAGCGAACUGUUCGCAGGAGGAAGGAGAAACAGGACGACGACCAGCUCAUCAUCGACGCAGGCCAGAAGCAGUUCGGAGCGACGACCUGCAGCUCCUGUGGGAUGGUGUACAGUGCCGACAACCCAGAGGACAACUUCCAACACAACCAGUUCCACCAGCGCUUCCUCGACUCCAUCAAAUUCGUGGGCUGGAAGAAGGAGCGGGUGGUGGCCGAGUUCUGGGAUGGAAAAAUCCUCCUCGUCAUGCCAGACGAUCCCAAAUACGCCAUCAAAAAGGCUGAGGAGGUGCGGCGCGUAGCGGACAACGAGUUGGGUUUCCAGCAGGUGACUCUGAGCAGACCCACGCAGGCCAAGACCUACCUCUUCAUCAACACCGAGCGCAUGGUGGUGGGCUGUCUCGUCGCUGAACCCAUACGUCAGGCCUACAGAGUCCUCGAGCAGCCGGACCGACACAAAGACAUGAUGAAGGACGACUUCAUGGAGCGACACCGAGCCUGGUGCUGCUCCACCGUCCCAGAACAAGCUCUGUGUGGGGUCAGUCGGAUCUGGGUCUUCAGUCUGGCCCGACGGCAGAGCAUCGCCACGCGCAUGCUGGACACUGUCAGGAGCACCUUCAUGUACGGCAGUCACCUCACCAAGGAAGAAAUCGCCUUCUCUGACCCGACGCCCGACGGCAAACAGUUCGCCACCAAGUACUGCGACACGCCGACCUUCCUCGUUUACAACUUCAUCGCGUGAAGAGCUGAACGAAAGACGUGGAUUAAAGAAACCGUUUUAACUGACGCAGAUUAACAGAUCUUCAGGUUCUCGGAUGCAAAGCAAUAACUGUUGAGGUUUUAAUGUUUAGUUUGUGUUGAAGAGAGAGAGAGAGAGUUCAGUAGGUGUAGAGUUUCUAAAAGUUCUCGCUCAGUAUUUAUACUCGGUACGGCUCUACUGCUGCAGAUGUUUGUAUAUUGGCAGUGCUUUCUAUCCAGAUGUUUAUAUUCUGCUUUACAUUUCACAUGUUCUGAGUAUCGUUUGCUUUGAUGUUAUUGGAGGAUCAUUUUGAUACGUUGAUGUAAAUGUUCAGGUUUUUUUUUUUUUUUUUCAGUUUUCUGGACGAUUUUGAAGGAAAAUAUGUUGAUAGACGAUGCCGUCAUUGUUUAAAGGCAUUCUUCUUUGUAAAUACAGUUAAUAAACACAUUGCCAUUGUUUUAUGAUCCUAAA
Molecule: messenger RNA, 2599 nt
Organism: Dicentrarchus labrax (European seabass)
Lineage: Eukaryota; Metazoa; Chordata; Actinopteri; Moronidae
Gene: esco2
Product: establishment of sister chromatid cohesion N-acetyltransferase 2
Exons: 15
Coding region: 170-2131 (653 amino acids)
Biological process (GO): mitotic sister chromatid cohesion
Cellular component (GO): chromatin; nucleus
Molecular function (GO): protein-lysine-acetyltransferase activity
Source: RefSeq, a predicted model, not a curated record